Erythranthe guttata (spotted monkey flower) is the source of this 1416-nucleotide messenger RNA. Its product is annotated as Actin-like ATPase superfamily protein. The record is from RefSeq and is a predicted model, not a curated record. NCBI's taxonomy places the organism in Eukaryota, Viridiplantae, Streptophyta, Magnoliopsida, Lamiales, Phrymaceae. Gene Ontology annotation, biological process: tRNA threonylcarbamoyladenosine modification. Gene Ontology annotation, cellular component: cytoplasm; EKC/KEOPS complex.
ACCAAAUUUUCUCAAAAGCCCUAAAACCCCGCCUGCACACACACACUUACACACACUCAGACGAUAAUGGCGGAGAAGAAAAGAAUGAUAGCGUUAGGGUUCGAGGGUUCCGCCAACAAAAUCGGCGUCGGAGUCGUGACAUUAGACGGCAGCAUUCUGUCAAAUCCACGUCACACCUACAUCACUCCGCCGGGGCAAGGGUUUCUCCCUAGAGAAACCGCCCAACACCACCUUGAGCAUGUGCUGCCGCUCGUCAAAUCGGCGCUGGAGGAGGCGAAGAUUACGCCCGACGAGGUCGACUGCCUCUGCUACACCAAGGGCCCAGGCAUGGGCGCCCCACUCCAGGUAUCGGCUAUAGUGAUUCGAAUCCUAUCGCAACUUUGGAAGAAGCCAAUUGUUGCUGUUAAUCACUGUGUAGCACAUAUUGAAAUGGGGAGAAUAGUAACUGGGGCUGAUGAUCCAGUUGUGUUGUAUGUUAGUGGUGGGAAUACUCAAGUUAUUGCAUACAGCGAGGGCAGGUACCGUAUUUUCGGUGAGACAAUAGAUAUUGCAGUUGGAAAUUGCUUGGACAGAUUUGCUCGGGUUCUCAUGCUCUCUAAUAAUCCCAGCCCUGGAUAUAAUAUCGAGCAGCUUGCUAAGAAAGGAGAAAAGUUUAUAGACCUUCCCUACGCUGUGAAAGGAAUGGAUGUUUCUUUUAGUGGGAUAUUGAGCUACAUCGAAACUACAGCCGAAGAGAAACUCAAAAAUAACGAAUGUACCCCUGCAGAUUUGUGUUACUCCCUGCAGGAAACUCUGUUUGCAAUGCUUGUGGAAAUUACAGAGCGAGCAAUGGCACAUUGUGACACGAAGGAUGUGCUAAUUGUGGGUGGUGUUGGAUGCAACGAACGCUUACAGGAGAUGAUGCGCGUAAUGUGUUCUGAGAGGGGUGGGAACUUAUUUGCAACUGACGAUCGGUACUGUGUCGAUAAUGGGGCAAUGAUUGCUUAUACAGGGCUCCUUGCUUAUGCUCAUGGGAUAUCAACUCCACUCGAGGAUUCCACUUUUACGCAACGAUUUAGAACUGAUGAGGUAUUGGCUGUAUGGAGAGGCAAGGAACAUUCUGCAAUGAAUGUCGAUGGAAUAAAAAGCGGCUGAAAAGGGUCAAUCGGGGAGGCUAUUCGGAAGUGUUGAAGAUCCAAUCUUUGACAUAAUCUCAAUGAAGGUUGCUGUGUAUUAGGAUUUGUUUUUCUUCAUGUAAUGUAGUAUCUAUUGGAUAAAGUGUAUUUCUAUUUUUUAAGCAUGAUUAUUGUGUUGAUAAUAUUAUCAGCUACUGAUUGAUUAGUGAAUUCUAGCCUCGGUUGGGUAUUGAUGGGAUUGAUUAGAUUAAUUGAGUUCGAUUGUGUUACAUUGUUCGUGGUAAUGUAAUAUGUUACGAAA